GUGUGUCAAUGCGUGUGUGUGGUGCUGCAAAGUGGAUUAUUAGAAUGCUUUAUAAAUAAAUAUAAAUAUAAAUAUAUUAGAGAUCAGUCUGAGUCGCGGAAUCUGCGGUAGUGUUGUUAAAGUGUGGCUGUUGGAGGUGUUUAGAUGGGAUUGGUGUGAGCAGCUAGCGGUGGUUACAGCCUGUCUGUGUUUAAGACGGAAAUCUCAUAAAUAUAGUUAUUAUUUUUUACUUUUUUUAGGUUUAAAGAGUUUAUUUUAUAAUCAUUGGUGGAUAUGACUGCGGAAUUACUGUCUGAUUUGGACAGUCGGUUUUUUGCGGAUAAUCUCCUGACAAGUGAAGACUGGGAUGCCUGUCUGUAUCAGUGUGAGAGUAUGGAGGAGGGUGAAGACAGACUGAAAUAUGACACACUGCUUCACAAUGACCUCGUGCUGACCCUUGACCCAGACAACCCCAUGGCACCAUGGAAACACCUGGAGAACAAACUGCUCGAAGGUGACAUGUCUGUUAUGAAAGACGAGAUGGCGAUAGCACAGCCUCUGCCCGUGGACAUGUUGUUCCAAGUCAAGGCAGAGCCUCCAUCUCCUUCGUCCUCUCCGACCUCAGACAGCUCUGUACUGUCCUUACCUGAAGCUCAGUUUCAGGUGAAAGGUGAGAACCCUCCCACGCCCCCCUACAUGUAUGGAGAUGUUCUCUCACCCCCGGUGGGUGCCUUGGAGGUUACUGUGGCAACCACAGCCCCGCCCCCUCACCAAGCUCCACCCACACUUCCUGUUCCCACAGUAGCACAGACCACAGUGAACGCUGGCUCCAUUCUGAGCAGUAAGCCUGUGCUACAGCCGAGGCCGAUGUGUGUGGCCGCUAAAACUCUGAUCCUGCAGGGAACACAACCAGUGGUUCUGUCCCCGUCGGUGUGUUUGGGCUCUGCUCCGGCCAUCGUUAAAAUGGAGCCCGUGUCUCCCAGCAUGCACUGCACCAGCCCUACAGCCCCGCCUACCACCAAGCCCAUCAUCCCAGCAUCUUCUCUGCCUGGCAGCAACUGCAGCGACAUUGAUAUGAAGGUACUGAAGCGUCAGCAGAGGAUGAUAAAGAACCGCGAGUCUGCGUGUCAGAGCAGGAAGAAGAAGAAGGAGUACGUACAGAACCUGGAGGCUCAGCUGAGAGAGGCACAGCAGGAGAACGAACGUCUGCGCCGAGAGAACCACGCCCUGCGAAUCAGACUCGCCAGCAAAGAGGUUACUGAAUCAGGCACUAAUAAGCGAGCGGUGUGUGCGAUGGUGCUGCUGCUCUUCAUCACCUUCAGCUUCGCACCUGUCAGCAUCACGGACAGGAAGUUUCCGUCUGCGCUGGAGGAUGGGGAGGAGCUUCAUACGGGGAGACGCCUGCUGGUGUACGAGACCGCUCAGGAGCCGGGCCGGGUGGUGAGCGACAGAGCGGCGGAGGACAGGCUGGACAGUGAGGAGGACACGGGAGAGGACAGGUGGAGGAGAGGAGCGGUGGAGAGGGAUAACGCCGAUUCCUUUCACUUCAGGAACGUGAGCAGUGUGUUCAGCGAGGUGAAGGAUCUCGUCUUACAGGACAUCGACCAGCUCUUCUCCUCCUCCGACUGCAGACAGUUCAAUCGCUCCGAGUCACUCAGGGUGGCUGAUGAGCUGCGUGGUUGGGUUCGUCGCCAUCAGAUCAACAGGAAGAAGACAAACCGCAAACCCAAGAUCGCACAGAAGGCAAAAAUAGCACAGCAGAAAGCUCAACACAGGAAGACAAACUUCUCACGCUACCUCCCCAUCGAAACUCACCGCUCCAUCGAGAGUCAGCUGCAGCUCUUACCCGGCCCUGAGGUGAGCUACAGCGACUUCCUGGAUGCCAUAGAUCGGCGUGAAGACACGUUUUAUGUCGUCUCCUUCAGACGGGAUCAUCUGCUCCUUCCUGCGAUCAGUCACAACAAAACCACACGACCCAAAAUGUCCCUCGUCAUGCCUGCCAUGGCCAUCAACGAGUCGGUGUAUAAAUCCUCUCAGGGUGGAUACGAGCUGAUGAUGCAGGUGGACUGUGAAGUCAUGGACACCAGAAUAAUCCCAAUCAAAUCCUCCGUGGUCCCGCCCUCUCUCAGAAACAAGCCCCCAAACCCGCCUUCGCACCCCCAUCACCACGGCAACCACACCCGGCCACCGCACGGGAGUGGGGCUUCGGCAAGCAGGCAGCCCCUCCCUGUCAGGAGGAGGGGGGCGGAGUUUCUGAUCACACAGUCGGGAUCGUAAUGAAACAGAAAAAAGGGGAAAUGUUCACACACACACACACACACACACACACACACACACACACACACAAUGUAGAGAUUAUUAAAUCCCAGAAUUCAUCACCCAAAUCCCGCAUUUCCAGUUAAAAUGUAACCCUGUGAUUGUCUGAAUCUCGUGGAGCUGGAGAUAAAGAAACGUAAAGAUGUUGUACAAGCUCUAAAGUUACGUUUGUUUCUAUGGUAACACAGACGGUAUAGUUUUUGCAAGAUUUGUCCACAGGGUUCUGCUGUAGCAAUAACUGAUUUCCACUGGGUGAUUAUUUAAAGUCUCCCCAAACUCCCAGAUUCCGCAGUACAGGUCCCCAAAACUUCUAGAAUUCCAUCAUAGGGCUCACCACAAUCCCACAAUCCCCCUGUACAGCGUUGGGAGUUUUGUGAAGCAGACUGGGGCAUUUUUGGAGUUUGAUAAGCUGUACAGGUCUCUGAACUCCCAGAAUUCCCAUGUAUGGGUAGCUUAAAUCAGAAUUCUGAUAUACUGUAAUUAUGCUGUAUGGGUCAACAUGUUCCCAGAAUUCCCCUGUACAUGUAACCAAAGCCCUGUUCUCAGUAUGGGUCAGUAAACUCUCAAAAUUCCUUUAUAUGGGCCUCCAAAUUCCCAGAAUUCCCAUGAGAGACGAAAGGUUAGAGUGUUCUGUAUAUUUGUGUCUUUAUUUUUUUACUUGCUACCUGAUGCCAGUCAUCGCUGUUGUUUUUGUUGUUUAUUGUUUUAAUUAUGUACGUGUUUCUGAUUUGAGACUCAUACUGUGCUUUUAUUUAAACGAGAAGCUUGUGAUGGAUAAAAAUAUCAGUUACUGUCAGGAACGAAACCCGGAAGUUCAGAAUCGUAUCCCAAAUACUCGAGUGUGUUUGUUAGAAUCCAUUCUGAUGUCACAAAGUCACGAUGCUUUAAAUGCUGAGAAUAACACCGUGAUAAGCACCCAGAUGUAAAAUAACCACUAUUACAACCGAUUCUGCGAGCGCUAGAAUUUGUGGGCGGAGCCUGAAUCCUAAACCGAGCACACAGGAUGUGACCGUUUUUAUAAAUUCUGACCCGGACAGCGCCUCGUGGUGGGAAAGCUAAAAGCUGCAACUGUUGUAGAGACGCACUGACGCAAUGUCUGCAAUUGUAAUAUAGUGUAUAUUUAAAAUCCGUUUUUAUUCGAUGAUUGUAGCGGCGUAAAACUUCGAGACUUUAUUACUCUGUUCACGUCUAAAGGGAGCUUUAUACACGUUUGUAUGUUUGAUAUUUAGACGCAGCCACUGUAGAUUACAGUUACGACAUCAUCGCUUGUAAAGAACUGUAGAUUGUGAUCAUGUGCACUUCUUCACUCGUACUUUUUGUCACGUUUGCUUUCUAAAAAUAUAUUGGGGGGUGGGGGGGGGGGGUUGGUGUUCCGGGGUCUUUUUGUUUUGUUUUUUUUACCGAAUUAUUUCCUUCAUCCAACCCGUACCACCUCAUUAAAAUACCUUCAGAAAAAGUACUUUGUGGUUCUCAUGAGAUAUCGGUACAGAAGGAGCCCUGAAGCAGAAACAGACGUUGUGACGACAUUUAUCCUAUAUCAGAUUGCCCAGCGCUUAUAUAUAUAUAUAUAUAUA
Molecule: messenger RNA, 3869 nt
Organism: Ictalurus furcatus (blue catfish)
Lineage: Eukaryota; Metazoa; Chordata; Actinopteri; Siluriformes; Ictaluridae
Gene: atf6b
Product: activating transcription factor 6 beta
Exons: 17
Coding region: 274-2256 (660 amino acids)
Biological process (GO): endoplasmic reticulum unfolded protein response; regulation of transcription by RNA polymerase II
Cellular component (GO): nucleus
Molecular function (GO): RNA polymerase II cis-regulatory region sequence-specific DNA binding; DNA-binding transcription factor activity, RNA polymerase II-specific
Source: RefSeq, a predicted model, not a curated record